AUGAAUGUUGUUCCUACAUCCAAUAUAUAUCCAUACUAUGCGACAGCAGCUCCUCCUCCUCCACAUAUGUCAAUGGCACCGUCUCCCAAUGUGCAAGUUCUCCCUCAGUAUUAUUACUAUAAUCCUGUUCCAAAUGCGGCAGAAGCUGGGCCAAUAACUAUUACUCGCCCUGUAUCGUACCCUACAAUCUCAGGACAUCCUAUCAGCCAAACACCACCUUUGCCAGGUCAUAAUUCCUCUUUUCAUCCUUCGCAAUCGUUCAACUUACAAAAUUCUCAUCCUGAUCAUGUCAGCAUGGAACUGAUAAACAAAGGCCAACCACAAAUGAAUAGUACAUUAGUUUAUCCUGCUCCACAGAGAUUCAAUAGUAAUCAAUCUAACCAAGAUCCUAUUACGAGGCCACCGUCAUCUGGAAGAACUUCUCCCAUCGCAAUGGAACAUAAUAAUAACCAUACUUUGAUAGAUAGUUCGCUUUACCAACAUGCGUCACGUCGUCCGCGUAUCAUUACAACGAUGUGGGAAGAUGAGGGUACUUUAUGUUACCAAGUGGAAGCAAAUAGUGUUUCUGUGAUACGUCGUGCCGACAAUGACAUGAUCAACGGGACAAAGCUGUUAAAUGUAACCAAAAUGACGAGAGGGAGAAGAGACGGUAUAUUAAGAACAGAAAAGAUUAGGAAGGUGGUCAAAAUAGGAUCAAUGCACCUUAAAGGGGUUUGGAUUCCAUUUGAUAGGGCAUAUGAAAUUGCACGAAGAGAAAAAAUACUGGAUCUUUUGUAUCCUCUGUUUGUUCAAGAUAUUAAAGGUUUUCUUCGACAGUCACAACAAAUGAUAGAUACUGGUGAAAGGAGAGAGGGGAAUAUGCGAAUAACGCGUGUUCCAACACCACCACUUCAACACAAUACGUACCCGCCUCAUUCCCAGAAUGUUGUCGGAUUAAUUCCGAAUUACCAGAUGCAUAGAAUGGAUAGUAAUCAUAGUGAUGUUCAGAAUUUUCCAUCUCCACACGUCACGAAUCACCACACAACGCUGGUACAACCACAUGGUAAUAGUUUCCAUGUUAUGUUAUCUCAUCCUCCUACACAUCCUCAUCAGCAUCUAAUACAAACCCCUGACGCAAGCAACAGGAAUAGUACGACCAAUCUUCAUACUCAUUCUUAUCAUAUAUCCCCGACCAUGCCGCCUCCAGCUCGACUUCGAAAGCAUACACAUGUAGGAACCAUGCAGUAUGUACCGCAGCAUGAAAGGCAGAGUAACGAAAUAAAGGAAGUAGAGCGUACUUUAAGUUUACCGCAAUUAUCUGAAGUAAUUAGACAGAGUUCACAGAUUGAUAUAAGUGGCAAACGUCCCUUUCAGGAUGUUAUUUCUCAUUGUAAUAGAAACAAAAUAAGAUCUACGGAAGGAAAUAGAAAUAAAAUUCCUAAAUUGAAUUCUCCAGCGCUUACGGUGGAGAAGAAACAAGAAAAUCUCAGUGAUAAAGGACCAACUAAUUCCCAUAAAUGA
This is a messenger RNA of Naumovozyma dairenensis CBS 421, 1500 nucleotides long. It is a transcript of the gene PHD1, whose product is annotated as Phd1p. Gene Ontology annotation, cellular component: nucleus. The record is from RefSeq and is a predicted model, not a curated record. The coding region runs from base 1 to 1500 and encodes 499 amino acids. The transcript has a single exon. Lineage: Eukaryota; Fungi; Ascomycota; Saccharomycetes; Saccharomycetales; Saccharomycetaceae. Gene Ontology annotation, molecular function: DNA-binding transcription factor activity; sequence-specific DNA binding. Gene Ontology annotation, biological process: positive regulation of transcription by RNA polymerase II.